This is a messenger RNA of Sphaeramia orbicularis (orbiculate cardinalfish), 2881 nucleotides long. RefSeq names its product carbohydrate sulfotransferase 10 (gene chst10). Gene Ontology annotation, biological process: proteoglycan biosynthetic process; carbohydrate biosynthetic process. Bases 186 to 1274 code for a protein of 362 amino acids. The transcript is spliced from 6 exons. The record is from RefSeq and is a predicted model, not a curated record. Lineage: Eukaryota; Metazoa; Chordata; Actinopteri; Kurtiformes; Apogonidae. Gene Ontology annotation, cellular component: membrane. Gene Ontology annotation, molecular function: sulfotransferase activity.
GGGACGCAGCAGACAGGCAGCCAUGGGAUCGUCAAACAUUUUAUCCAGAGUUAGUGCAGCUGUGAAGUAACUUCAGCCCAACAAAGAGGUGAGGUCUAUGGCUGCCGUGGCACCUUCUCAUACUUUAUAUAGUCAGAGUGUCCGUGUCUCAGUGUUUCCAUGGCCGUGGGCUGACGUGUGGAGCGAUGCGGCACCACUGGCUGCUCCUCGGGGCUUGCGGCUGGGUGCUGCUCAUCCUCAUGUUUGUCAGCAAGUUCAUCAGCUUCAGAGCUGUGGAUGACUAUGGAGAGAGGGCUGGUGCUCAGACUUGGACCAUGCCUGGCACCAAACUGGUUAAGCCCAGUCCUGUGUCCAACCCAGAAGAGCCCCAUCCAAAGCCGUCUCAUCCGCCCACAGAGGUGCCCACAGUGUCAGAUUGGCAGUUAGUUGUUGAUAAACGAAUUGAGCUGCUCUCAGCUGUUUGUAAAAACAGCUCUCUCAGGAAUUUGACUCACGUCUCCAUCAGCAAAUUCGUCCUGGACCGUAUUUUUGUGUGUGACAAACACAAGAUCUUAUUCUGCCAGACACCUAAAGUAGGCAACACACAAUGGAAAAAGGUUCUCAUUGUGCUCAAUGGAGCGUUCUCUACUGUGGAGGAGAUUCCUGAAAACCUUGUUCAUGACCAUGAGAAAAACGGUCUGCCACGGCUGUCAUCGUUCACUCCACAGGAGAUUACUCACAGAUUGAGGAGUUACUUCAAGUUUUUCAUUGUGAGGGAUCCAUUUGAACGCCUCAUUUCUGCUUUCAAAGACAAGUUUGUUAAGAACCCUCGCUUUGAGCCAUGGUACAAACAUGACAUCGCUCCAGCCAUCAUCCGGAAAUAUCGCAAGAGCCAUCGUAACAUUGAUCACGCUGUCUCUGGCCUGCACUUUGAGGACUUUGUUCGUUACUUGGGGGAUGUGGAAGGCCGCCGGCGAAUGGACCGGCAAUUUGGCGAGCACAUCAUCCACUGGGUGACUUAUGCAGAGUUGUGCGCACCAUGUGAAAUCCACUACAGCGUGGUAGGCCACCACGAGACACUGGAGCGAGAUGCUCCUCACAUCCUCAAAGCCGCUGGUAUCGAGCAGCUGGUGUCAUACCCUGCCAUUCCUCCAGGCAUCACCCGGUACAACAGGACCAAGGUGGAACACUACUUCUCAGGCAUCAGCAAACGGGACAUUAGGCGCCUGUACGCACGUUACAAGGGUGACUUCAGCCUGUUCGGUUAUCCAAGCCCCGACUUCCUCGUGAACUAAAUGAUUAAUAACUAAGACUAACUAUGGCAUAUUUUCACAGAAAGCCCUCUAAGAAUCAUUGGUUUACUGAUACAAAGGUGAGCUAUAGCUGCCACAGAACUCAUAAGGGUGGGUUCACACCUAUGGUUUGUUUCUCUGCUCCAGAUUAGUUGAUGAGUUUGUAAAUGUAGAGUGUUUUCCCCUUGAUUCAGUCUUUUAACAUAAACCAUGUGAGAUUGUUGUCUCUGAUUCACUCACUGGUCAUGGUGCCGUGUGCGGGGCAUGAAUAAUGAGAUAGAUAUAGGAAAUUGGUCCUGUGCUCUGUACGCAUUUCUAUUUUUACAGCUCAUGCUUACAACUACUGCACAAACUGCUAGUUUGUGUGUUUGCUGCAGAAUGAAAAGCACACCUGGAGACCUGAAGAGCUAACCUUGAACUUUGGUUAGAUUGAGGCUCGAUUACUCAUGUUUCGCCACAACUUAACACCUCAGUUGCAGUUGUUUGGGUGCACUGACUCAAACCAAUGGAACUAAAGGGGAAAAUGCACUACAUCUCUUUUCAGUCUAAAGGCUGCAGGUGUGAAGACACUCUGAAAGGCCGGUAUGCAGUAGAUGGCACAGUGUUAUGCUCUUAUUUUAGCUACCUAAGUCAGAGUAACUGACUGUUUUUUUUUUUGCUGUGUUGGUUAUAUUUUCAGUGAAGGAAAAAGUGCUUUAUAAUAUUGAUAUUUAACAGUCUAUGUGAGCUGUCAACAAACCUGUAGUGGAGAUGGAAAGGUAACGGUGACGCCCACAUGCAGGUAAAGGUCAAAUGAGGAACACUGUUUUUUGUCUUCUAUUUAAUGUGUAGGACUGGAUUCUCCUUGUAUGUCACAUACACAAGUGUUUUCUGCCAGGGAUACAGGCCCGUUACCCUGUAAUGUAGCUUUUAUAUUGCACUGUAUGGACUUCCUGUUUCAAUGAUUCAUUCUGUUGACGUGAGCUGCAGACAAUGCUCUUGUGUCUCCUCUGUACCUCUUGCUAUCAUGUUAAGACAUGGGUGAAAACCGUCAGAUACCGUCAGACUGAAAGCCAAAUGAGAUUGAACAUUUGGACACAUUUUUCAUUGAUGUUUUUAUGAGAUGCAAGUCAGUAUUACCUUUAUAGAGUUUUUUAUCAUUUAUAUUUUGUCAGUGCGACGCAUGUUCAUAUUGUGUAAAUCAUGAAGUCGCUGUUUAAAUGACACGAAGAACAUUUAAAAUGUCACACUGACUGAAACAAAGCCCCUAAAGUCUUCAGCGGUUUCAUCUACUGCCCCAUGUUUGCCCAGUCCUGAUCAGUAUGUAGCUCUUGCGUCUACUAUAAUAAUAUAUUUUGACUCUGUUGCACUGGGAUACUGAAAGAAACAGGCACUGGAUUUUCAAGGAUCAGUUAUUAGUCUUUAUCAGAAUACUGUAAAUGUUCUUAACAUGACUUGCAAGUCAAACAUUUGUCUUACAUGUUGCUAUUUAUAAUAAUAUAAUUAACCCAGUGGCACAAAUGGUGUCUUGAAUUGUACGAUGAUGCUUCCUCCUGGUGACUCCUGUUGACCCUUUGGUCCAGUGGUUACAUUACAAGAACACUAGUUAGUAAUAAAGUUCAUGUAAAAAA